CUCGCUCAGCCAGCAGCUGCUUCCUCUGCUUCCUACCCCACAGUAGCCGUGAGCUCCCCCCAUUUCAUGCCUCGCUGUGGUUGAACCCAAGAUGGCGUCUUUUUCCAGUCAGCUGAGGUGGGGUUGAGCCGAACCAUUCUCCGAAAAGCGGCAGGCGCUGUGACGUUUAACUGCGUUGACGGAGAGCGAAACCUUCCUGCGGUUUCGGCAGCUCAGUGUUAUUUCCCCGUCCAGCGCCAGGCGGAAGGUGACAGGACAACACACUGACGCGAAAACCGCCCCCCCUGCAAACCUUCUGCCAUGGGCUUGCCCGAAGGCUUGCGAUGCCCGCGCGGGCGCUACUAAACUGAUAGAGAAGGGGAGGCGCGCCGUGCUGCGCCGGCACGGACGCGUUUGUGUUCGGGCACGGCGAGCAUACGAGGGAACAGCCGCACCCCCCACGGUGGCGGGACAGCAUGAUUUGGCAAAGCCUCCCGUAAAUGAACCGAGGGAACCAGAACAGUUUCUGAUGCAGGCGCCCCAGGGAAAUCCACUGCUGCUUUCCCACACCCUACAAGAGCUAUUGAGCAAGGACAGCGUGCAGGUGGAGCUUAUACCUGAGAAGAAGGGCCUUUUUCUGAAACAUGUGGAAUACGAGGUUUCCAGCAAGAGAUUCAAGUGCUCAGUCUACAGGCGAUACAAUGAUUUCGUGGUGUUCCAUGAGAUGCUGCUCCAGAAGUUCCCGUAUCGGAUGGUGCCAGCGCUUCCACCAAAGAGGAUGCUGGGAGCUGAUCGAGAGUUCAUAGAAUCCAGGAGGAGAGCGCUGAAGCGUUUUAUAAACCUGGUGGCUCGACAUCCCCCGUUCUCAGAAGAUGUGCUCUUGAAACUCUUCCUGUCGUUCAGCGGCUCAGAUGUACAGAAUAAGCUAAGAGAGUUGGUCCAGGGAGUAGGAGAUGAAUUUAUGACCUGCAGAUUAGCUACCCAGGCCAAGGACUUCCUUCCAGCUGACAUACAGGCCCAGUUUGCUGCCAGCAGGGAGCUCAUCAGAAAUAUUUAUAACAGCUUUUAUAAGCUUCGGGACCGUGCGGAGAGGAUAGCUUCUAGAGCCAUUGAUAAUGCCUCGGAUCUCCUCAUAUUUGGGAAGGAGCUAAGUGCUUUGGGCUCAGACACUACACCGCUUCCUUCCUGGGCUGCUUUGAACGAUAGCACGUGGGGGACUCUGAAACAAGCCUUGAAGGGUCUGUCUGUUGAGUUUGCGCUGCUGGCAGAUAAAGCUGUGCAGCAGGGUAAACAGGAAGAGAAUGAUGUGGUGGAGAAGCUGAACCUCUUCCUGGAUUUACUCCAGUCCUAUAAAGACCUGUGCGAAAGACAUGAGAAGGGGGUGUUGCACAAGCACCAGCGAGCGUUGCACAAGUACAGCAUGAUGAAGAGGCAGAUGAUGAGUGCCACUGUGCAGAACAAAGAACCCGAAUCCGUGGAGCAGUUGGAGUCUCGGAUUGUGGAGCAAGAAAACGCGAUCCUAACCAUGGAGCUGCGGAAUUACUUCUCUCUGUAUUGCCUGCAUCAGGAGACACAGCUUAUCCACAUCUAUCUGCCUCUCACAUCUCACAUUUUGGGGGCCUUUGUCAACUCCCAGAUCCAGGGUCACAAAGAGAUGAGUAAAGUUUGGAAUGAACUGAAGCCGAAGCUGAGCUGCCUCUUCGUGGGAUCUAGCAAUAUGCCAACUCCACCAUUGUCACCUCCAGAGGGAAACUUCUUCUCCAAUUAAUGCUCUGAGCAUCUCGUGUGGAGCAGGAAGUGCAAUGAAUGAAGGGGUGGGACGUCUACCUCCACAUGUUUGAAUGAAUCCUCCAAACAGCUUGUUGUUUUUUUUUUAAAUACUGCUGCUUGAGCUGCUCUCUGAUUUAGACAGACUGGAUGUGGGGCAGAACAUACAGAUACAAAGACAAUCUCUUAAUCUCGAAACGCUCUGGGGCAGAGCUGACACUCCACGGGCUCAGGGUGUGACCUGGUGCAGUGUUGCUGAUGCCUCUGCAUCUUGUACUAACAGUCCUCCAAUAAUGUUUAUCUGCUGACGUGUCUCUGAAGGAAAGCUGAAAGCCAUUCCGCUGACGGGUGUCUGCAUUUGAUUUCUUACUGAUAGACCUUAGUGCAGAAUAGGUGCGUGAGGGGGUGGAUUCACUAACACAGCUGGGUCGGGGUCAGCACUGGGUUUCCUGGGAGGCCGGGCAGACCCGAUUGUCGCUGCGAUUCAGUUCACAGUUGCAGGGCAGCCUGGGAACUUGCUCGUAUUUUUCAGUUUGGGGCCAAAGAUGGCUGGGUUCAGGAGCUCAGAGGAGUUUGCCUGGCUUAAAUGAGAAAACAAUUGAAUGAAACACUCCUUAAUUGUAAACCUCUCAUGCUAUACAAGCUGAACAGCUACAGCGUAGCUUGUUUAAUUUGUUCUGGAGGUUCUGAGAUCCAUCUGUUGAGUAGCUGUUCAGGACUAGUGGAGAGCUGCUGACCAGAAGGUUGGUGUUUUCUCUGCUUUAAUAGCAGAUGAAAUAUCCUGUUACAUCAGCAGGCUGGGGCACAAUGCUGAUGAAACUCAUUAGCAAGAAAUCAGUAUUUAUCAAGAUGUUACUGUCAUUUCUCUGGCUGUGGGCAGCAUUGGAGCAUGUUUGUGAAGGAGAGAUGACAACUGACAGUUCACCAUCUCUAAAAAUAGCACGGUCCUUGGUAAUGGGAUUUUCUGAAUUAUUUGGGAUUGUGAUAAAGGAACUAAACGUUCUCCACAGUUCACUUUGUGUCUCCAGUGAUUUUCCCUCGUGAGGCAAGGGGCAGGGGGAGGAGACUCGCAUGUCAUGUUACUUUAGGGGGAAAUUGUGCAUAUCCUCCAGAGAAACUGAUAAGUGAGGAAACUGCAACCGUAUGCAGCAAAAUUCUGUGUGAACGGGACUCCCCUGAACCGAGCUUCUCUGGGGCCAAAAUAGCUGCCAAAGGGGAAUUUGAGACUUGGCAUUUUCUUUGGGUACAAAGGAAGCACGUUAGCAAGGAUGAGCGCUUGCUGUCAUACUGGAACCGUUACAGUAUUUUGCCAUUGGGGAACUUCCCCAUUAGCAGGAAGUAUAAUUAAAUCCUCCAAUCACACAAGCUUGUUUUUUUAAUGUAGAAUAUUCAAUGCAACAUGAAGCUCUUCCUAGUCCAGGUGGAAAUUAUGGGUUAGUUUCUUUCCCUACGAGCAAGAGAAAUUAUGUUACACGCACCCCUCAAAAUGUGGUAAAGUGCACUUAAUGGGGGUGAAUUUGAGUGCUGGGCCUUAAGCAGCGUGUCGGGAGGCUGUUGAACAGCCUUGCUCAGAAUGCAGUACUCAGAGCUGUUGGUGGCAAUUCAAAUGUUAAGUCUCUUCUGCAUGUUGACCUUGUCCAGUGAGACAGAUGAACUGCAGGUGGCUGUGACAGGUUUGGUUCUUCCUCCUGAAGAUUCCCAAAGUGGUGCAGAAGAGAUUCUGCUCACAGGUCAGAGCAAACUGGCUGGGGAGGCAAAUGUUUCUGCAGUACAGUGACAAAGCUGAGAGUAGAUAGCAUCUCAAGAAUGGCACAAAAGCUUUUUCUGUUUGACCCUGUCUGGAUUAGGAAGAUAGUUUGUGGUUCAAGUGUGGAAAGCGUGUUCCCAUGCACUCCUGGCAUCUUUAGCCGGUGCUGGCUAUAAUUUGCUUGGUCUUGGUGCCCAUCCUCCCUCAUUUAGCCUUGUUUGCCUGAUGUGGUGAAUGGUCAAACUGAGAAUAUACUGUAUGUUCUGGGGCAAGGUCUGAUAUCUAUAUAAUGGGUCUAUGUAACUCGUGUGGCUGGGUAGGUGCCUGGGCUCUGUUCUGCAGCAGCACUUGCAAACCGUAAUCCUGAAUGGAACUUUGCACUUCUUACAUUUAGAAGAAAGUUACCAUGUCAGACUUCAUUUGAAAACAAAACCAAACACAACGAAACCACAUUUGGGCUUUAGACUAACUCCUUUCCUGUUCUCCUUCCAAGCAAGAAUUCUAGAGUCCAAAUGCAGAGACUGUGAUAAUGAUAAACAGACCAGAUGACCUAUAAAGAAACUGGAAUGGCAUUGUUUUGGGCACACACCCAUCAGCAGCCCUUGCCUCUUGGAGGAGAGUGAUUUUGGGGGUGGGGUUUUCAUGGUUUAAUUUUACUCUGUAUUUUGAGAACAGCAGCCUAGUAUUCUCAAAGCUGAUACAGCACUUUCAGACUUUAUUUCAUACUGGAAUGUUAAGCUUCUGUCUCAUUCCUAAAUACACACAUACACUAUUUCAUACAACUCUUAGCUCGCAAACCUUAUUCUGGGGAGACUGGUCAGUGUGCAAAUAGCACUAUGAUGUUUACCUCAAUAUGUGAGGAAUUUCCUUACUGUGUUUGUUUUUAGUUUAGGGAUCUGUCAGGCUCGGAGAGCAGCAUCGAGAGCAGCUUCCUUCCUCUAGAGAAACGCAGCAGGGAAUCCAUCAAGUUGUCUGUGUACCGUAGUCCAUGUAGGGGAAGCAGUUCUCCACGCUCUCGCCUUCUGCAGCGCACAGCCGAGCGGUGCCCAAGGGUGAGAACAAGACUUAAGGAAGUUGGUUCCGUUGCUGGUAGCUGGGUAGGUUGCAAUAAACACUAAGUAAACCAGGAGACUGAUUGGGGAGCGUGCGCUGCCUGUCCGAGAACUGAUGCUCCUCCGAGAUGUCGCACCAAAGAGCCCACGUGCCUUCUUGAAUGGAAGCUUUCUGUCUGUUGCUUGAGCUCGUGGGGACUUUCAUGUCUUCAAAAUAGUCAUGAUAGAAAAUGCUUCUAGUCUUUCUGUCAGAUCUGUUGUGCAGGUACCAGGGUAGUACACAGCUGGGAACCUGAACUUGGCCUGAAAAGCGUUUUAUCAAAAGGGCUAUAUGUUUUUGUCACUCCCAAAGUCUCUGCUUCGAGCUGUGAAGUGGUGAUAUACAGGCUUUUUCACUGCUAUCGUGUUGAAAGGCUUUUCCAAACUAUUAUCUUUGAUCCUUCUUUCCCUCUCUUUCCAUCUUCCUUGAAAGUCGCUCCUCCUAAGUUGUAACGUGUUUUCAACAGCGCUUUGCUGCAUUCCCAUGCUUUACUCUUCUACUUUGAUCAUGCAAGGGUAUAAUUCCUGGCUAAUUCACAAUCUUCAAUUUGUGCUGCUUCCUAAAAUACAAAGAUCACCAGCUGGGGACAGAACUUACUUAAAACAUGUCAGUCUGCAGCAGGAGCAAUAACGUCAUUACUCUUUGUCAGGAGCUAAAAGUCAGUGCUGGUGAAAGCAUCUUUGUGAAAGGAUUGAACUGUCUGCAGAAGAGGGGAGAGCAAAAAGAAGUGCAGGCCUGAGCUACGCUUGUUCUCUUCCUACUAAACUCCUGCAGGAACAGAGUAAUUUGCUCAUUCUCACCACACAACGUACGGUUUCCACCAGGAAAUAAAUCAAGAUAACAUAACAGGUAUUGGCUGCCACAUUUCCUACCAUGCAGUAGGGUCUUACCUCCUGUUACAAGCUGCCUGUCCCCUUGUCCUUAUUUUCUCUCCUCUUCUUGCCUCAAGCCAUUCUCUGUUAGAACAGCGAGAAACUCUGACUGCCGUGUCAGCAGCAGGGGGGAGUAGCAAAAACUCGGAGUAAGUCAGUGUGCAGCACAAAAGGAAAAUGAGGAGUCCAGGGUGUUCCCUGUUACCUGGGCUGCGGCUUACUGAGCACAUGAAAAAGGGCAAUUUCGAGUGGUAUAAAUUAUUCAGAACUGCUGGAGGGAGACAAGGAACAAUCUUGUUCAGAGGGUGUGAAUUUUGCCUGCCUGGAAUAUCCUGUAUCUUUGCUUUGCUCAAAUAGCCUUAUGUAUGAAGCACUUUAUUCAAAUGCAGGAAUUAAAGAACUAUUACUACAGCUGGUAGACUGGAAAUGUUUACAGAUCCUAUAUUACAUUCCAAGAUUCUAUCUGUAAGUGUUAUAAUGUGUUUAUAAAAGUGUUUAAAAACAACAAAAAAAGCUUGUGUAAGAAGUUA
Molecule: messenger RNA, 5987 nt
Organism: Columba livia (rock pigeon)
Lineage: Eukaryota; Metazoa; Chordata; Aves; Columbiformes; Columbidae
Gene: SNX8
Product: sorting nexin 8
Exons: 11
Coding region: 509-1747 (412 amino acids)
Biological process (GO): early endosome to Golgi transport; intracellular protein transport
Cellular component (GO): early endosome membrane
Molecular function (GO): phosphatidylinositol binding
Source: RefSeq, a predicted model, not a curated record